AUGGAGAUCUACGUCAGACUGAACAACGACCUGGAAAACGACAACGCCUUCCAGAUCUCAAGAGAGGACACUAUCAAGGACAAACUGGUCCACAUCUUCCCCAGGGACAAGAAUCCAAAGUCUCUCUCAGAUGUAAUGGUGCUAAGACCAACCGUCUUCCAUAACUACGCCCCAGACUACUUCUGCAAGUCCGUUCACCAAGGUUACUUGUCCGAGGGGGGCUGUCUCUUAUUCCAUUACGACGCCGCUGAUGACAAAUACUUGACCAAAUUGGAUGAGGAUAAACCAUUAUUCGAUCAAUUAUGGCCCGGUCAAUUAAUCGUCCCCAAAUGGUCCUAUAACAAAUGGAACCUUUUCACUUAUACCGCUAUCAUCUUGCUUUGGUUGUAUACAGAUUUACCAGACGUCGUCUCCCCAACUCCAGGUAUCUGUGUGACAAAUCAAUUAUCUAGAAUGAUCAUCCCCAUCCUGGAAUACAUGGAACGUCCAACUUUGGCAAGUAAGCUAAGAGAGGAAAUCCAAGUCAAUUAUUCUUCAUUCUGGGCUCAAUGGGCUUUCUUCCUAUUGCAUGUCAUUAAAGUCUCCGUAUUGACUUUAUUCUUAAGAUUAGGGAUCGCUAACCCAAUCACUUUCAACCCAAUUAAGGUCUAUCAAUUCCAAAAUGGGAAUGCGGUAAGUAGUGAUCAUGUUAAGGCAAUCUUGAAAUCUAUCGGAUGGAUCGGUUCCAGAAGAGGUACUUACGAUCAAUAUCAAUCUAAUUUCUACAGUUAUACCAUUAAGAAGUAUGGUGGUCCAGUACAAGCUUACAGAGCCGGUGUCAUUAAGACCGCUGCCAAUCCAGGUGUCGAAUUAAACGCUGGUGAAGGGUUCCAAACUCCAUUGGAUCAAAGAUUUACUAAUUCCACUUUUGAAACAAUGGAAUCUCAAGGUAAAUUCGUCCUAAGUGAAGAAUAUUUCAUCGAAUUGGAAGACAAUUUGAAGGAAAACUUGAAUAAAUGUAAUGGCGACAUUGGUAAGAUGAAUGAAGAAAUUAGAAGAUUUAGAAAAUUCGGUAUCUAUGAACCAUCUGAAAAGUUGGCAAAGAUGGUCCAAAAGAGGAAACAAGUCGCCAAGGAGCAAAAGGAACAAGAAGAAGAAGUGCAAAAAAGUGCCAAAUUGGAAAAGAAGGAAGCCAAGAAGGAACAAUAA
Messenger RNA from Naumovozyma castellii, 1188 nucleotides. RefSeq names its product Gsf2p (gene GSF2). Bases 1 to 1188 code for a protein of 395 amino acids. Lineage: Eukaryota; Fungi; Ascomycota; Saccharomycetes; Saccharomycetales; Saccharomycetaceae. The transcript has a single exon. The record is from RefSeq and is a predicted model, not a curated record.